AUGAUAGAGUUGGCUAACAGAGCGCUGAUCCGCCUACGUUCUUGCAACACAGGCAAAUAUCUAAGAAUAAUGAGGACAGGAGAGGUCAAUGCAACCGGUGGAAAGGGACCUGACGCAGUUUUUAUAGUUCAUCGCAUAGAUGCCAACCACAUUAAGCUCAACUCCGCAGAAAGCACUAAAUAUUGGCUGCGUGUGGACCCAAACGGAGAAGUACAUACGGAUGGCAAUAGUGGCCAGGCUUCGCACUUCGUUGUCAAACACGACUCCCGCUUCAACAUCUCCCUCAGUCCGGUGGAGUGUUUGGAUUGGCACUUGGGAGCCACGAGGACUGGUGUCGUUCCUCCAUGUACAAAUGUAACAAGCGGACGUGACGGUAGAUUCAUUGUCGAGCGGGUCGAGUCAUGGCCGACCAACUACUAA
Molecule: messenger RNA, 420 nt
Organism: Giardia duodenalis
Lineage: Eukaryota; Fornicata; Diplomonadida; Hexamitidae
Product: Fibroblast growth factor family protein
Exons: 1
Coding region: 1-420 (139 amino acids)
Source: RefSeq, a predicted model, not a curated record